Microcebus murinus (gray mouse lemur) is the source of this 6134-nucleotide messenger RNA. Lineage: Eukaryota; Metazoa; Chordata; Mammalia; Primates; Cheirogaleidae. The record is from RefSeq and is a predicted model, not a curated record.
UAGACCAGGCUGCUGAGACCAGCGCAGACUCCCUCCUUCACGUCUGUCAACAUACCUGGCUGCAAGCAAGUCACUGCCCGUGACCACUAUCUGCAGGGCCCAGAGAGCAGGGAAGGAAACAGAGGGGAACACCUCACUUUCAUGCUUGGGGAGAAGUAGAAGCCUGUGUUGAUGCUUCUUCCCAACAUCCCAACCUCUUCAGCAAGUGUUGGGACAGCCAUGGGCUAUCACUGCUGAGCCAGGAAGAAAGCUGAGGGAAGAGUUGAGACUGAAAAGCAGCUAUCAAGGCUGACAUCGAUCCCAGUUUCUCCUUUGAGACUCAGCAGAAGAUCCUGAUGGAGGAAGAUGAUACCCAGAGAGAGGAGCCCAGGGAAGAGGGUGUUGGUGAUGUGCAACAUUUUGAUUCCAGCAAGAUCAUGGCAGAGCAUAGCCACAUCCAAAAACAGCUGGAUUUACAAAAUGGUAGCUUAGAGGAAGACUUUGUGGAGCAUUCCCUUGAGAACAAUUCCCAAAACAUGAUGGAGAGCAUCAGCCCAAAGAAAUACUCUUCCAGUCUGAGAUUUAAAGCCAAUGGAGACUAUUCUGGCUCCUAUUUAACCCUCUCACAGCCUGUGCCUGCUAAGAGAAGCCCUUCUCCUUUGGGAACCAGUGUCAGAAGUAGCCCCUCCUUGGUCAAAAUCCAGGGAAGCAGGCAGUUCUCUUGUGAUGGAACUGACAAAAAUAUUUCCAUGAAACCUCCCACUGCUCUGCUCAACACUGCACCCUCCCUCAGUGGAUAUCCACCUGGGAGAGUGGACUUUGAUCAUUAUACUGGCCGGGAUGGUGAUAGGGCCUUGAGGCUUUCAGAGAAGCCUCCCUAUUCCAAAUACAGCUCCAGGAAUAAAUCACAUGACAAUGUCUACUUUCUUGGAGGCCUGGAAGGUCGAAAGGCAUCUGGCUCACUCCUGACCAUGUGGAAUGGAGGUUCUCUGAGUGAUGCCGGCCCCUCUCCUGUCAGCAGAUCUGGAGCAGCGAGCAUGCCUUCAAGCCCAAAGCAAGCCAGGAAAAUGAACAUUCAAGACAACGUGACACUUCAACCCAAGUUAGCCAGACACAAGGAGCUAGCAUCUGAAAACAUCAGUUUAAGAACUAGGAAGUAUUCGGGCAGCAGCCUGAGUCACAUGGGAGCCUAUAGCCGGUCGCUUCCCAGGUUGUACAAAGCCACAGAGAACCAGCUGACACUUCUCAGCUUGCCUCCAAGAAACUCUCUGGGCAAUUCCAAAAGACCAAAACUUGGGGAAAAGGAUCUACCUCAUAGCAUAAUAGACAAUGACAAUUACCUUAAUUUUUCUUCUUUAAGCUCAGGGGCUUUACCCUACAAAACCUCUGUGUCUGAAGGCAACCCUUAUGUAAGUUCCACCCUCAGUGUCCCUGCCAGUCCUCGAGUGGCUCGGAAGAUGCUUCUGGCCUCCACCUCCUCCUGUGCCUCUGACGACUUUGACAGGGCUCCCUACUCGGGGACGAGUCCGAGCAAUUCAUUUCUUCCCGGAGAGCCGGACAGAGUGUUUGUGGCCAGAAGGAACUUCUCUUGUGGUUCGGUGGAGUUUGAUGAUGCUGAUUUGGACAGCCUCAGACAGGCCUCAGGAACGCCUCAGCCUGUCCUUCGGGAACGGAAAAGCAGCAUUAGCUCCAUUUCUGGACGUGACGACCUGAUGGAUUAUCAUCGGCGGCAGAGGGAGGAAAGACUCAGGGAGCAGGAGAUGGAGCGAUUGGAGAGACAGCGUCUGGAGACCAUCCUCAGUCUCUGUGCCGAAUACACAAAGCCUGACAGCCGCUUGUCCACUGGCACCACUGUGGCAGAUGUGCAGAAAAUCAACAAGGAGCUUGAGAAGCUGCAGCUCUCUGACGAGGAGUCUGUGUUUGAAGAAGCCCUGGUGAACCUCGAUACAAGAUACAGAUGCCACCAAAAGGGCUCCCUCCACGAUGCAGACUCUGCAGGCUUCGGGAGUCUCAGUCAAAGCAGUGCCAGCUUACUUGCCCCCAGGAGCAUCAGAAAUGAAGAACUGCUCAGUGAGCUCAUCAGGACUCCCCCCCAGUCAUCCUCUGCCUUUCUGAAAGCUUCCAGCGAGUCCUCUUAUCUAAGCAUCCUACCAAAGACCCCAGAGGGUAUAAGUGAAGAACAGCGGACUCAGGAGUUGGCUGCAAUGGAAGACACCCGGAUAGUAAUUCUGAACAACCUCGAGGAACUUGAACAAAAAAUCAAAGAUUUAAAUGACCAGAUGGAUGAAUCUUCCAGAGAGUUGGAUAUGGAAUGUGCUCUUUUGGAUGGAGAACAGAAAUCUGAAACAACUGAACUUAUGAAGGAGAAGGAGAUUUUGGAUCAUCUAAACCGGAAAAUAGCAGAACUGGAAAAGAACAUUGUUGGUGAAAAGACCAAGGAGAAGGUAAAGCUUGAUGCUGAAAGGGAAAAACUAGAGAGGCUUCAGGAGCUUUACUCCGAGCAGAAGACCCAGCUGGACAAUUGUCCUGAGUCCAUGAGGGAACAGUUACAACAACAACUGAAGAGGGAUGCUGACCUGUUGGAUGUUGAAAGCAAACACUUUGAAGACCUGGAGUUCCAGCAGCUUGAACAUGAGAGCCGUCUGGAUGAGGAAAAGGAGAAUUUGACCCAACAGCUCCUACGUGAAGUGGCUGAGUAUCAACGGAACAUUGUUACUAGAAAGGAAAAAAUUUCUGCAUUGAAAAAGCAAGCCAAUCACAUUGUUCAGCAGGCUCAGAGAGAACAAGAUCAUUUUGUGAAAGAAAAGAAUAAUUUAAUAAUGAUGUUACAAAGAGAAAAGGAGAAUCUUUGUAAUUUGGAAAAGAAAUACUCGAGCCUCUCUGGGGGUAAAGGGUUUCCUGUUAACCCCAAUACUCUGAAAGAGGGCUAUCUCAGUGUAAAUGAAAUUAAUGAGCCAUGUGGCACUUCCACGAAUCUAUCCCCUUCCACUCAGUUUCCUGCUGAUGCUGACGCUGUUGCCACUGAGCCUGCCACAGCUGUGCUGGUGAGCCAGCCACAAAGUACAGAGCAAAGAUCACCUGUCUGUUCUGGAUUUAUGUUUCCUUCCACCCUUUCUCCUCAUCCUAUCAUUCAAACUACGUCAGCCCCAUGGCCCGAAGUCAUGGCUACAUCUGUCGAUCCUUUACCUUUAAAUGAUACACCUCCUCCUCUACCAGCUAAGAAACACAGAAGGCAGCAGCAGUCACAGGACCAACAGCACUUUAGAAGUCUGGAAGAAAGGAAAAAACAACACAAAGAAGGCCUCUAUCUGAGUGACACUUUGCCUCGAAAGAAAACCACACCUUCCAUCUCCCCACAUUUCAGCAGUGCCACUAUGGGGAGAAGCACCGCCCCAAAGGCUCACCUGCCCCUGGGACAGAGCAACAGCUGCGGAAGUGUGCUCCCUCACUCGCUGGCGACCAUGACCAAAGACUCAGAAUCUCGGAGGAUGCUCAGAGGAAAGUCCAAGAAAGGAAGAAUGAAUUCCUCAGCAGGUUAUAAUCACCAACAGAUGAGUGAAGGACAAAGGCAGAAAUCUGAAUUUUACAACCGCACAGCAUCUGAAUCAAAUGUCUAUUUGAAUAGUUUUCAUUACCCAGAUCACAGCUACAAGGACCAGGCCUUUGAUACUUUGAGCCUAGACAGCUCUGAUAGCAUGGAGACCAGCAUCUCUGCUUGUUCACCUGACAAUAUCUCUAGUGCCAGCACUUCAAAUAUUGCCAGAAUAGAAGAAAUGGAGAGACUAUUGAAGCAGGCUCAUGCAGAAAAGACCCGGCUGCUUGAAUCCAGGGAACGGGAAAUGGAAGCCAAAAAACGAGCUCUAGAAGAAGAAAAACGACGCCGAGAAAUCCUGGAAAAACGAUUGCAGGAAGAAACGAGCCAGAGGCAGAAGCUAAUAGAAAAGGAAGUAAAAAUAAGGGAGAAACAAAGAGCUCAGGCCCGUCCUUUGACACGAUAUCUGCCUAUCCGGAAGGAAGACUUUGAUCUGCGGAGCCAUGUGGAGACUGCUGGCCACAAUAUCGAUACCUGCUAUCAUGUCUCAAUCACAGAGAAGACCUGCCGAGGAUUCCUCAUCAAAAUGGGUGGAAAAAUUAAAACUUGGAAAAAACGUUGGUUCGUUUUUGAUAGGAACAAGCGAACAUUCUCUUAUUAUGCAGAUAAGCAUGAAGCUAAAUUAAAAGGAGUAAUAUACUUUCAAGCCAUUGAAGAAGUGUAUUAUGAUCACCUCAAGAAUGCUAAUAAGAGUCCUAAUCCCUUACUCACCUUUAGUGUCAAGACGCAUGACAGAAUCUAUUAUAUGGUGGCCCCAUCACCGGAAGCCAUGCGGAUCUGGAUGGAUGUUAUAGUUACUGGAGCAGAAGGUUAUACUCACUUCUUGUUGUAGUGAACUGGGGCAACAGUCCACUUCAGGGCAGACUGCAAUAACCUCUUACAAGAAUGAAGCCAUAUUCAGUCCCAGAUGGGAAGACCCAACAGAACCAUCCCCUGAACUGUAUACACUCAGAACUCCUUUCAUAUUAAUAAGAAGUCAUUUGUAAAGAAGAAUGAAAGAGUUUUAAUUGAAAGCUUGAUCAUAAAUAGCAAAAGAAUUAAAGUUCUCAUGAGAAAGAAAACACUAUUUUAAUAAAUAGCAUCACUAAUAGAAACAUUUCUUAUAAACGAUUUUUUGUCAAUUGUUAGUUUUGGUGAAAUAAACUAAACAGUUUACAAAAUGUCUGUAUAUACUUAGAAAUAUGGAAUUAUUUUAGCACCCAAUCAUUGGCAUUGACAUUAUUGAUAAUCAACUGGCUCCUUUUUUUAAAGUAGCAUUUUGCUGAUGGUUAUUUUAUAAAUAUAAACAAACAAGGGCUUGGAAGGGAAUAUGUUUUAGGAGGAGUUUGCCUUAAUUUUUAAGUAUUGUACCAAAGCCAAAGACUUGACAUGAUGACCUCUGUUUAAUAGCAGUAAUUGCAAUUGAUAAACUGUAUUUAGUGUUACUCCAUUUUUCAAAAUGGAAUUUAAUGCCAUCAAAUGCCCAGGAAAUUGACUUUGUAGUGUUACCACCGGCAUAAGCGACUAUACAUAUAAAGUAAACCACUUUUUCUAUAAAAGAAGAAAAUGCGAAAAAGCUGUGUGUUUUAGAAAAAAAGCUGUCUUAGACAACAGGUAUUCUAUCACAUUGGGCAAUUUUAAAUAAAGAGAAUGGUGUUAGGAGCUCAUUUUGCUGAAGAUUUCUCCAUUCCUGGCACAGAAUAAAGGCAGCCAGUAGCCCAUUUCUUUAUAUUGUCUGAUUUCUCUUUGUUGUAGAGCACACCUGCUAACUGAACCUUCAUAUGACAUAACUAUGAAACCAUAGCUCUGUUUUCACCAAAGAACAGACCAGUUAAAAUACUAUUUACAGAAGUGGUAUAGUUCUAUAAAAAGGCAAAUGAAGUUCAAAUUAACAUUCUCUGUAAUGUACUAUUUUAUUAUGUAUUUUUUUUUUACAAUUAGCCUUUGUUUUUCUGAGUUAAGUUAAUUUUUGUUGAAUGAAAGGACUUCAGGCAAGUCUCUUUUAUUAUGGUUUUUCAAGUGCCAUUUAUUUGAGUUUAUCAUGUUUUGCAUGUUUGUAAGUAUGAAUGUACUCUUUCCUAAAAUGUGGCAAAUGAAUAGAAGUAGAAAAUGAUGUGACUUACUAGUACCAGGUGAAAUGAUUAGAUUAGAAGUGUCUCUCUAUAAGAUUUUGUCAGGCCUCACUGGGUACAAUUUUUUUUUUAAUUUGUAGUAUAUAGUUUGUAUACAUGUGUACAUGUUGCCAAUAAUAAGAUUUUGCAACUGGAUGACACAAGAUUUUACUUGAACAGUGAAGGAAAAAAAUCAUGAGUGUGGAAGACAUUUUUAAAAUCUGAUUUUGCUGAGACUACCCUUAAACCCUGUAAUGAUCUAAGAUAGUGAAAUACAAUUGCUAAAAUUUUGUUGGUUAAUAUAAAGAUAUCUUUUCUAUACUGUACUUUCUUUAUAGUAUUGUAAAGGUAUUCUAAUAACUUGCAUGAUGUAGUAAACCUUUUAAAUAUGUAUGUUAAAUAUGUUGAGUUUGGAUUAAAAUGUUGACCUUCACAUUUGAAAAUAAACUUAUCUUUCAUUUGGAAGCCACCUA